Impatiens glandulifera is the source of this 766-nucleotide messenger RNA. RefSeq names its product bidirectional sugar transporter SWEET5-like. The record is from RefSeq and is a predicted model, not a curated record. NCBI's taxonomy places the organism in Eukaryota, Viridiplantae, Streptophyta, Magnoliopsida, Ericales, Balsaminaceae. The transcript is spliced from 6 exons. Bases 1 to 717 code for a protein of 238 amino acids. Gene Ontology annotation, biological process: carbohydrate transport. Gene Ontology annotation, cellular component: membrane. Gene Ontology annotation, molecular function: sugar transmembrane transporter activity.
AUGGCUUUGAGCAGAGAAGGCAUUCGCAACCUUGUAGGAAUUAUAGGAAAUGUUAUAUCUUUCUGCCUCUUCAUGUCUCCACUACCAACUUUCAUAGCUAUUUGGAGGGCAAAAUCAGUUCAAAAGUUCAAGCCAGAUCCAUACCUUGCAACUCUACUAAAUUGCGCUAUGUGGGUUUUCUAUGCAAUGCCCUUUGUUCACCCAGAUGCCCUUUUGGUAGGAACCAUAAAUGGCAUCGGAUUUGUCGUUGAGUUAGCUUAUGUUAUCUUCUACUUCUCCUUCGCUGGCAUGAAAAAACGCAAGAUGAUCACAGUUGCCCUUAGCGUUGGACUUGCUUUUAUGGUCUUCAUAAUUGCCAUUACUAUGAUCGUUUUCCACACCACCACGUAUAGGUCCUUGAUUGUUGGAACAAUUUGUGUGGUAUUGAAUGUGGUCAUGUACGCUUCUCCACUAACGAUCAUGAGCCAAGUGAUCAAGACCAAGAGCGUUAAAUACAUGCCCUUUUGGAUUUCCUUCACAAAUUUCGUUAAUGCAGUCAUUUGGUUGGUUUAUGCUCUCAUUAAGUUUGAUCUCUACGUCGCAAUUCCUAAUGGUUUGGGAACCUUCUUUGGUGCCACGCAACUGAUUCUCUAUUCUACAUAUUACAAAUCGACCAACUGGGAUGAGGAUGAUGACAAGCCAUCUAACAUUGAAAUGCCCACCCGCGAAAUCGAGUAAAAGGCUAAAGUUGAAUGAUGCCCCUCAAGAUAAGGCUAAAGUUGAAAUU